Messenger RNA from Helianthus annuus (common sunflower), 3722 nucleotides. RefSeq names its product putative white-brown complex homolog protein 30. Lineage: Eukaryota; Viridiplantae; Streptophyta; Magnoliopsida; Asterales; Asteraceae. The record is from RefSeq and is a predicted model, not a curated record. The transcript is spliced from 14 exons. Bases 333 to 3485 code for a protein of 1050 amino acids. Gene Ontology annotation, molecular function: ATP binding; ATP hydrolysis activity; ABC-type transporter activity.
CUCCAAUUCACAAGUGGAUUCCAAUCUAACGGUAAAAUUUGGGGAUUCUUGUGAAUUCCUCCUACAUUCUUUCCAUGAAUUUCUCCCGCAAUUUCUUCAUCCGAAAACCAUGCUUCUCCACUCCAACUACUCCAAUCAAUCUUCAACCCAUUCACCCUCACCAAUCAUCCAACUUUUGUCAAAAUCAUCAACAUUUCGCAACACCCAUUUCGCUAUCCACGUUCCUGUAAAAGAAAUUCACCAAGAAUCAACAAACAGUGAACACCCAACCCAUUGGUUUCGUUUCGUGGGUCAUUCAUUAGUCAUGAUUCUAUUGCAUUGUGAAUAAGAAUAUGAAUGGAGACACGAGGAUCAACCCCUUUUGGGUUAAAUACUUGAUCUUCGUUUCAAUAUUUCUUGUGGGUCAAAAUGUUUGGUGCCAAAAGGCUGCUCCUUCACGUAAACCUGUACCUCGAGUCUCACCCAUUCUUUCAAAUCUUUUUCUUGCAAGGUUUAACAAAACUGUUGAAAAAUUCCAGCCAGAAAUUGAAAAAGAGAUAGGAUUUUGCACAGAAGAUGUAAAGAAAGAUUUUCAUGGAGCUUUUGACUUCCAAGGUAGAGAUAGAUUCUUCCAGAAGUGCCAAGAAAAGAUGCAAGACCUCCCAAUUCGAUUGUGUACCGUAGCGGAACUUAAAGUAUACUUCACAAGCUUUUUAAGAAAUGCUGGUGACCAAAGCAUUUCUGAAUCUCACUUCUUAGAACCUAACCGAAACUGUAAUCUGACGUCAUGGUCUUCCGGAUGUGAGGCGGGCUGGGCCAGUGCAGCCAAUCCGGGCCAGAAAUACGAUUACAAUGAAACAAAUCCUAAAAAAAUGCCUUUCAGAACAUCAAACAGUAAGCCAUGUUGCGAGGGUUUCUUCUGCCCCGAAGGUCUCACAUGCAUGAUCCCAUGCCCAUUGGGCGCGCACUGCCCUGUUGCGAAACUCAAUCCAGCAACCGGGAUUUGUUUGCCAUACCAUUACCAAUUACCUUCAGGCAAGCCGAAUCAUACUUGCGGUGCAGCUGAUAUGUGGGUCCCCGUACAUUUGGGUAACGAGAUUUUUUGCGAUCCAGGAUAUUAUUGUCCAACAACUAUCAAGAAAAUCGAAUGCCCUCGAGGAUAUUAUUGCAGGAUGGGCUCUAGAGUUAAAUACCGAUGCUUUGCUGGCACGCAGUGCGAGAAGGGAACCGAAAUUCCGAGCAUGCAGGUUUUCGGAGUUUUGCUCAUUGCUUUGCUGACGGCUAUACUGAUUGUCGUAUAUAAUUGCUCAGACCAAGUAAUCUCGACACGAUACGAAAAACAAGCGAAAUCCCGAGAAGCAGCGGCGCAAUACGCACGAGAUGCGGCACAAGCAAGACAAAAGUCAAGAGCUUCAAAAGAUAAUUGGAAACCGUCGGGAUUACAAGGGUUGCAAGAAACGCUGUCACGGACAUUCACACGAACGAAAACCAAAAACGCAACUGGACCACAAGUGAACAAGAAAGACACGCAUUCGAUCGAUGAUAAUUUGGAAGAUAAAAGUAGUUCAAAUUUGGAAAGCGGAGAUAAAAGUAUAAACACAAAGCACGCGCGUAAAGCUUCGAAAGAAUUACAUACGAGAAGUCAAAUAUUCAAAUACGCGUAUGGUCAAAUCGAGAGAGAGAAAGCAAUGGACGGGAUGAACAUGGACAUGAUGUAUGAUGGCGAGGGUAUUUCUUUACGGAAACGGCCUAGGAUUGAAGUCGCGUUUAAGGAGCUAACGUUAACGUUAAAAGGAAAGCGAAAGAAUAUUAUGAGGUGUGUCAGUGGAAAGAUUUUGCCGGGUAGAAUAUCGGCUGUAAUGGGCCCUUCAGGCGCCGGAAAGACGACGUUUUUAUCUGCUUUGACCGGAAAGAUAACCGGAUGUAACAUGUCCGGGAUGAUUUUGAUAAACGGGAAAAACGAAUCUAUCCACUCGUAUAAAAAAAUCGUCGGCUUUGUACCACAAGAUGACAUCGUUCAUGGAGAUUUGACCGUAGAAGAAAACCUCCGGUUCAGUGCUCGUUGUAGACUAUCAGCUGAUAUACCAAAAGCCGAUAAAGUUCUAAUAACCGAAAGAGUAAUCGAGUCGUUGGGGUUGCAAGGAGUGAGAGAUUCUAAAGUCGGGACAGUUGAAAAACGUGGGAUUUCCGGGGGUCAAAAGAAACGGGUCAAUGUCGGGCUCGAAAUGGUCAUGGAACCGUCACUAUUAAUAUUAGACGAGCCAACAUCCGGGUUAGACAGUGCGUCUUCUAGUUUACUUCUUAGAGCCCUUCGACGUGAAGCCCUAGAAGGGGUCAACAUAAGCAUGGUCGUACACCAGCCAAGUUACUCGUUGUACAAGAUGUUUGACGAUUUGAUACUUCUAGCAAAAGGCGGUCUAACCGUGUACCACGGGCCAGUUGAGAAAGUUGAGGAGUACUUUGGGGGUAUGGGAAUCACGAUUCCCGACCGUGUAAAUACGCCUGAUCACUUAAUCGAUAUUCUCGAAGGUAUAACGAAACCGGGUGGGAAUGUGACAGCUCAGCAGCUUCCCGUAAAAUGGAUGCUUCACAACGGGUACCGUGUACCGCCUGAUAUGUUGCAUUUAUGUGAAGAAAACGGUUCAUCAUCGGCACAUGUUGAACCCGUUGAGCAUGCGGAUAGUCAACGGGAAGUUGAAAAGUAUAAUUACUUCACUACCCCUGACUUAUCGGGUCGAGUAACUCCUGGUGUUUUUAGGCAGUACAGAUAUUACAUUGGAAGGGUUGCUAAACAGCGAUUGAGAGACGCUAGAGUACAAGCAGCAGAUUAUAUAAUUCUUUUGCUUGCUGGAGCAUGUUUAGGAACCAUGGCCGAAGUGAGUGACGUGUCGUUUGGAUAUUCCGGUUACCAAUAUACCGUUAUCGCUGUUUCUCUGUUAUGCAUGAUUGGAGCUUUGAGGACAUUUUCUUCGGAUAAAUUACAGUACAGGAGGGAGAGCGCGAGUGGCAUGAACAGUUUAUCUUAUUUCCUGGCGAAAGAUACGAUGGACCUUUUAAAUGUAGUCAUGAAGCCGUUAGUUUAUCUUUGCAUGUUCUAUUUUUUCAGCUAUCCUAGAUCAAGCUUCGAGUCGAAUUAUUUGGUUUUGUUAUGCCUUGUUUAUUGUGUCACCGGCAUAUCUUAUACACUCGCCAUUUCGCUUGAGUUCAGCCAAGCCCAGUUGUGGUCUGUACUUCUUCCUGUGGUUUUGACUCUCAUUGCAAAUCAGGAUAAAACUUCUGCGGUUUCAUUAGUAUCACGAUUUGUAUUCCCGAGAUGGGCUUUGGAAGCGUUUGUUACCGCAAAUGCAAAAGAGUACACGGGUGUCUGGCUGAUGACACGAUGUGCUGCGUUGAAGAAAUUUAACUUUGAUAUUCAUAACUCGAAGAAAUGUCUUUGCUAUCUUAUGGCAACCGGAUUCGGUUGUCGUGUUCUAGCUUUCAUAUGUUUGAUGUCGAGGUCGAAGUAGUGGAAAGUUUGAGCUUAACGGGUUGACUUUUUUUAUCGGUCAAUCGGCGGUGUUGGUAAGUCAAGAAGCAUGAGGUCUGAGGUUUGAUUAUUAACAACUUUAGAGGACACACCCCUUGGUAGGAAGGAUUAAGGUUUGAGUUAAAGAUGUUAGAUACCCCAAUUAAUAGAAAUCCUUGUAGAGCUAGAUGUUUUUUGUAUAAAUAUUUUUAUGAUUAUAGAUUAUUUUGAAUUUGAA